GUAGAAGAUACUAUCAGUUUUUAGGAAGGAGGGGAUCAUCUUUAGGCCAUGUUGAAAGAAUCGAAGCCUCAACUGCUGAACCUGCAUACUAAAUAGGGAAGAGAAGCCAUUGGACCCAAAAAAGGGGGGAAAAAACAACGGACAGGCAGGAGCCGCGAAGAACCCCGCAAGCCUCAACAAUACGGGCAGCUGCAGCUUCUAUUCUUUUACCCUGCUCCUUGCACCGGGGCAAAAACCUGUUUCUAAUCCAAAGCUGGAAUGGAGGACGAGGAGCACGAGGUGUACGGAGGCGAGAUCCCUGAUGUUGGCGAGAUGGAAGGGGACUUGGAUUCUCACAAUGCCGACGUCGACAUGUCAGCUGCCGACGAUGAAGCUGUCAAGGAACUGGACGAGAUGAAGAAGCGAUUGAAGGAGAUGGAAGAGGAGGCCGCAGCUCUCCGAGAGAUGCAGGCCAAGGUCGAGAAGGAGAUGGGAGCGGUUCAAGAUCCUGCUAGUGCAGUUGCUUCUCAAGCGAACAAGGAGGAGGUGGAUUCUCGAUCUGUUUUUGUUGGCAAUGUUGAUUACGCAUGCACACCAGAAGAAGUGCAGCAGCACUUCCAAUCAUGUGGUACAGUAAACAGAGUCACUAUAUUGACUGACAAGUAUGGCCAACCUAAGGGAUUUGCUUAUGUGGAAUUUCUUGAAACUGAAGCUGUUCAAGAGGCUCUUCUUUUGAAUGAAUCCGAAUUGCAUGGCCGUCAGUUGAAGGUUUUACUUAAGAGGACCAACGUUCCUGGCAUGAAACAGUAUCGUCCUAGGCGUUUCAAUCCUUACCUGGCAUACCGCUUUAGGAGGCCAUAUCCUCCUCCUUACUUCUACUCCGCUUAUGGAUAUGGGAAGUUUCCCAGGUUUAGGAGGCCAGGCCGAUACAUGCCUUACUAUUAGAAGAUCAUAAGCCGUGAUGUUAACGAUACAAUGAUGUGCGAAUCCUGAAGCCGUGAUCUGAUAGAAUUUUAUAGUGCUAAAUUUUGUUUUGUAUUAUAUGGAAUUUAACCCCCACAGAGACUUCAUUGGGCUCUGUUACUGGUCUUGGCUUUAGACUUUCUAGUGGGUAAUUUAUCGAUUAUGAACCUCCAGUGUUUGCACUGUUUAAAA
This is a messenger RNA of Prosopis cineraria, 1134 nucleotides long. RefSeq names its product polyadenylate-binding protein 2-like. The record is from RefSeq and is a predicted model, not a curated record. NCBI's taxonomy places the organism in Eukaryota, Viridiplantae, Streptophyta, Magnoliopsida, Fabales, Fabaceae. Bases 259 to 924 code for a protein of 221 amino acids. The transcript has 6 exons. Gene Ontology annotation, molecular function: RNA binding.